Messenger RNA from Cicer arietinum (chickpea), 1662 nucleotides. RefSeq lists its product as uncharacterized. Lineage: Eukaryota; Viridiplantae; Streptophyta; Magnoliopsida; Fabales; Fabaceae. The record is from RefSeq and is a predicted model, not a curated record.
UCAAAGGUAAUAAUAUUAUUUAUAUAUUUUUGACAUGGAGGGAAUUUUGGUGUGGGGAUGUCUUUGUAAGCAAGGUUAUAAUGUUGACACAAUAUUUGCAUGGAACCAUUUAAACUGCUGGAAACAGCCUUGUUUUGUGGUUUGUUAAGGAUAAAAGAGGGUAAUUAAAUGUUUUUGGAACUUGGUGGUUUUUGCAUGUUAAUCCUUCCAAAAUGAUUUUAUGGAAUGUUUAUCAGCAGUUGGUGGAGCUGUUUGUGAGCUCCAUGCUUAUUUUGUUUUAUGGUUUUUACAUUUUUGGAACAGGUGUUGCUCAAGAUCUCUCACAUAGUAUGGUUCAAAAUUAUGAGACCGAUGUAACACAUCCUAAAGAUGAUGAUGACAUGCCUCCUAUUGUGUUCGUUCAUGGAUUUUUUGGAUUUGGGUCAUUUGGAAAAAGGAGAUUGAAUGCUUUAUCACACUUUGUUGAGAGGAAGAACAAACAACGAAGAGUACUUGUCCCUGAUUUCGGUUGUUUAACAAGUAUUUAUGAUAGAGCUCGAGAAAUGUUUUAUUAUUUAAAAGGUGGACAAGUCGAUUACGGUGAAGAACACAGCAAAGCUUGUGGACACUCGCAGUUUGGACAAAUAUAUGAACGAGGCUUCUAUCCUAAGUGGGACGAGGAUCACCCAGUUCACUUUGUUGGACACUCAGCUGGAGCACAAGUCAUUCGUGUCUUGCAACAAAUGCUUGCUGAUAAGGCAUUCAAGGGGUAUGAAAACACAACAGAGAAUUGGGUACUAAGCAUAACCUCUCUAUCAGGAGCAAUUAAUGGAACUACAAGAACAUACUUAGAUGGCAUGCGGCCAGAAGAUGGGAGAAAAUUGAAACCUAUUUGCCUUUUACAACUUUGCCGCAUUGGAGUAAUAAUGAAUGAAUGGGUUGACAUUUCUUGGCUGAAAAAGUACCAAAAUUUUGGGCUGGAUCACUUUAACAUGUCAUGGAGAAAAAUGGGCUUAAGGGGUCUUGUUAAUUGCCUCUUGGAUAAUGUAGGCCCAUUUGCUUCAGAGGAUUGGAUCCUCCCUGAUUUAACAAUUCAAGGUUCUAUAAAAAUCAACAAUUAUAUAAAUACAUUUCCAAAUACAUACUACUUUAGCUAUGCUAUCAAACGCACUUGGAAAAUCAUGGGCAACACUGUUCAUUCUUGCAAGCUUAGAAUUCACCCCUUGCUUUUCUUAAGAGUUUUGCAGAUGAGCCAGUGGUGUUGUUCUUCACAGGGUUCUCUCCCUUAUAAAGGAUAUAGGAAUGAAGAUUGGCAGGAAAGUGAUGGAGAAAUAAACACAAUAUCGAUGACUCAUCCUCGUUUCCCAAUUGAACAUCCCAGCCAUUUGGUUGAACAAGAUUCAGAUUAUGAAACUUUACAACCGGGCAUCUGGUAUAUAUAUAUGUAUUACAAGCUUGUAGAGGGUGAUCACAUAGCAUUUGUUGUCAAUCGGGAGAAAGAAGAAGGACCGUUUGAUUUAAUAUAUGAUACCAUUUUCGAACGAUGCAGGAAGCUUGUAUUUAGGAAGAAAUUUGUGACACUGCCCAAUCAAGUUUAGCAUAUGUUACUAUCAUAAAUUGUAGUGCAUAGGCUCACACAACCAUAAUAUUGUACACACUAUUUAUAAAUUGGCAUAAAAAAAA